This is a messenger RNA of Arabidopsis thaliana (thale cress), 2505 nucleotides long. RefSeq names its product Protein kinase family protein. The record is from RefSeq and is marked reviewed. Gene Ontology annotation, molecular function: protein kinase activity; ATP binding. NCBI's taxonomy places the organism in Eukaryota, Viridiplantae, Streptophyta, Magnoliopsida, Brassicales, Brassicaceae. Gene Ontology annotation, cellular component: plasma membrane. The transcript is spliced from 6 exons. The coding region runs from base 834 to 2303 and encodes 489 amino acids.
CAAUCAUUCAAAUAUCAUCACACCAAAUCUAUCGUGGCUCUCGUUGAAUUUUAUUUAUAACCGACACAAAUUGUAAGAAAUAACCAAGAAAAUCAAGAAGGUGGAACCAUUCGUCCAUUCCCUACGCCACAAGUCUUUUUCAACGGUGGAUGGCUGGCUGGCUGUCUAAUUGAGCCUUUUCUUUUGAACCCCUUUUAGUUCUGUAACUACAUUUUACCAGGUAUAAUAGUAUAUUAGUUAAUAUUAAGCCGUAUUACACAUUUUUUUUUUUCACCUAACGUUUAUAUAUAUAUAUAAUAUUUUUUAGUUACAGAAAAUCCUCACCACUUUAAAUUACGAUGCAAUAAGAUCAAUCUAAAUGGAUAACUUGUAAAGAAAAGAAAAUGAUACAGUAUUCGUGGUUCGGAAUAAGUCAAGUAUGAUUCGAACAUCGUACAAUAUUGGUAUUUGACAAUAAUCCUUGGAGAAAAAACAAAUAAAAAGUUUCUGCAGAAAAGUUUAAUUUUCAUAAAAAUACAAAAAGAAAAACGUUGAUUGGUUGAGAAAAAUACGCACACUUAUUUAGUUCUUCUUGACCAAUAAAAUAAAAUAAAAUCUCCUAAAAGUCAAGUUUCCUCAAUCGGGCAAAACACGGCGGACGCGCUUUCUUCAAUCAAAAACUCGUCUGCUAAUAAGUCUCUUUUCGUCUUCAGCUUCUUCCGCUUUUUCUGAUUGCUUCUCUGAUCUCUUAUCUCUAAUUCUAAUCCAUAGUAAACUCGAUUUCAUCAUCUUCUGCUCACAACACUUACUGUUGUUGUUGUUGUUGUUAUUGUUCUUCUCGAUUCACUCGAUCGAUGUUGUUCAAAAUGCGUUCUUUUGUGGCUUUUGUGCUCCUUCUGAGCUGGUUCGGUUCGUGUUGUUCUCUCAAGGACCAAGCUGUAGAUUUUCUCAAAAGUGAAGAUAGUUUAAAGAAAGAUCUAUCGUCAGAUGAAGAUUCCACGUAUUUGAAAGCUUUUGGAUUUCACAGGAAAACACUUGUCCGUAACCCUUACAAAGACUUGCCUUCAAGAAAAGACCGCAAAAACCGUGUUGUGGCUGCAACUACAACACCAUCAUCAUCCCCAGAACCUGCUCCAAAACAUGUUUCAACUAAAGCUUCAACAGUUUCAGAGCCACAAAAGAGAUCAUCUACACAAGAUGUUUCACCUUCUCCAUCUGCGCCACUUGCAAACUCUCCCAUUCCAAGAAACUCUCAUUCUUCUGUUCCUUUAGUUGUUGGCUGCGUAGGCGGUGCUUUUUUUCUUCUCCUUGUAGCUACCGGUCUCUACUUUUUCACAAGUAAGGCCGGGAAAACUGUGAAUCCUUGGCGUACUGGUCUUAGUGGACAACUUCAGAAAGUAUUCGUUACUGGUAUUCCUGUACUCAAAAGAUCUGAGAUUGAAGCUGCAUGUGAAGAUUUUAGUAAUGUCAUUGGAUCUUGUCCCAUUGGGAAGUUGUUCAAAGGAACAUUAUCAAGUGGAGUGGAGAUUGCUGUUGCUUCUUUUGCUACUACUACUGCCAAAGACUGGAAGGACAGUACAGAAAUUCACUUCAGGAAGAAGAUCGAAAUGUUAUCGAAGAUCAACCACAAGAAUUUUGCAAACCUUCUUGGUUAUUGUGAAGAAAAGGAACCUUUCACCAGGAUCUUGAUCUUUGAGUAUGCUCCAAAUGGAUCACUCUUUGAGCAUUUACAUUAUAAAGAAUCAGAACACUUGGAUUGGGGAAUGCGGUUAAGAAUUGCAAUGGGAUUAGCAUAUUGCCUUGACCAUAUGCACCAACUCAAUCCACCUAUAGCUCACACCAAUCUCGUCUCAUCAUCUCUUCAGCUCACAGAGGAUUAUGCUGUCAAAGUAUCAGAUUUCAGUUUCGGUUCAUCUGAGACAGAGACUAACAUCAACAACAACACAGUCAUAGACACACACAUCUCAGCCUUGAAUCCAGAAGACAACAUUUACAGCUUUGGUUUACUGUUAUUCGAAAUGAUAACCGGGAAACUCAUAGAAUCCGUUAACAAACCUGACUCAGUAGAUAGCUCGCUGGUUGAUUUCUUAAGAGGAGAGACUCUAGCCAAAAUGGUAGAUCCAACACUGGAAUCUUAUGAUGCCAAGAUUGAGAAUAUAGGUGAAGUGAUCAAAUCAUGCCUUAGGACUGACCCGAAAGAGAGACCUACAAUGCAAGAAGUCACAGGAUGGUUACGGGAGAUCACGGGAUUGUCACCGAACGAUGCUACACCGAAAUUGUCACCUCUUUGGUGGGCAGAGUUGGAGGUUUUGUCCACGGCGUAAGAGAGACCCCUUCACUAAUAAAACUGUAUAUAUUUUGAAGAUGUGAGUUUUGUAAGUGUCUGUUUUAUUUAUCUCUCGUAAUAUUGGUAAAGCAAAAUUGAAGUUCUCUUCAAGUUUAGUAAAUUUACAAACAUGUAUAUGAUAAAUUAGUGUGCAUAUCGGAAAAAAGUUCUUGUGAAAAUUAUAUCCGUUUUCUUCUAUA